Harmonia axyridis is the source of this 1293-nucleotide messenger RNA. RefSeq names its product sulfotransferase 1 family member D1-like. The coding region runs from base 134 to 1102 and encodes 322 amino acids. Gene Ontology annotation, cellular component: cytoplasm. The transcript is spliced from 7 exons. The record is from RefSeq and is a predicted model, not a curated record. Gene Ontology annotation, molecular function: sulfotransferase activity. Gene Ontology annotation, biological process: sulfation. NCBI's taxonomy places the organism in Eukaryota, Metazoa, Arthropoda, Insecta, Coleoptera, Coccinellidae.
GAGAGAAGUAUAUUUAGCUUCUUAGUCCAUGUUACUUUAAAAUUAGUAAUAUCUAUUAAAAUCCACCACCAGAGUUGAAUUUUUUUGGGAAAAAUCUGUAGAAAAAUUAUUCGAAUCGACAAGUAAGAGUGAAAUGUUCGAUAUUAAAGAUGUUGAAGACAAUCUUAAUUCUGAAAUGUUGCAUUAUUUCAGAGGAGAAAGAGAUGGAUAUGUGCAAGUUGGAGAAAAAAAAUGGUUUCUUCCUGUGAAGUACAAAAAGCUCGCCGAGGCAUACAAGAACUUUGAGGUUAGAUCUGAUGAUGUGUGGAUUAUAGGGUAUCCAAGAUCAGGUACUUCACUGACAGAAGAGUUAACCUGGUUACUCACCCAUAAUUUGGACUAUGAAGGCGUGAAAGAUUACAGAGCCCAAUUUUUCGAGAAUAAUCUUGUGUUAAACGAAAAAACAGUGAAGGAGAUCAUUGAAAAAUUUCCAAAUGAGGAAGACAUUAUUCAGAAAAAAAAGAAUAGUUUGGAACUCCUGCGGAAUGAGAAGAAGAGAAGAGUUAUAAAAACUCAUUUACCAUUUGAACUUCUGCCUGAAGAUGUUUUCAAGAAGGGAUGCAAGAUAAUAUACAUAUGUAGAUAUCCUAAGGAUGUGGCAGUUUCCUAUUUCUUUCUACAAUCAUCGAUACGGCAUAUCGAUUUCUGUGGGGAUUUAUCAAAAUUCUGGCAGUACUUCCGAAAUGGAAAUACUAUGUUUGGACCUUACUUUGAUCACGUAGAGCAAGGAUUCAAAAGAAUAGGUUCGAAAAAUUUCCUUUUCAUAUUUUAUGAGGAAUUCAGGAAGAACAUGUCAGCUUUCAUAAGAAAACUAACAGAAUUCCUGGAAAUUACCUUAUCUGAGGAAGACUUGACGAAAUUGAAGAAUUAUAUGGAUUUCGAAAACUACAGAAAAAAAGAGAUCAAUGUCAAGGAUAAGGACAACAACCCUGUUAAUUUUUGCAGAAAGGGAGUGGUAGGAGGUUGGAAGGAACAUUUCUCUGAAAUAAUUAACGAAGAAGCUGAGUCUUGGAUAAAGAUGAAUGCUGAAAGGAUUGGAAUAAAAUAUCCUGAAAUGAAAUAAUUAUAAGAUUUCAAAAAAAUAUUUUCUUCUUGCUUUCAUUUGACCUUUUCGAUUAUCUCAAAAUAAUAUACUUAAAUGGUACACAUAUUUUUGUACUCUUUUUUUCAAUUAAACUAUUUCGAUCAAAAUUAAUACAUACGAAAAUAUUAACUAUUUAUCUUGACACUAAAGAUUAAACAGGAAGUAAUUGA